Molecule: messenger RNA, 1276 nt
Organism: Seriola dumerili (greater amberjack)
Lineage: Eukaryota; Metazoa; Chordata; Actinopteri; Carangiformes; Carangidae
Gene: znf346
Product: zinc finger protein 346
Exons: 7
Coding region: 17-979 (320 amino acids)
Molecular function (GO): nucleic acid binding; zinc ion binding
Source: RefSeq, a predicted model, not a curated record
UGUAAGUAGAAAUAUUAUGGCUGUCGUGAUGCAGACGGAAGACUUUCCUUACUUACCUUCGGGGCCGGCGGAGGUAAAUAAGAUGAUAAAGGAGCACAGUGACCUGUUUUCUGACUCCCAGUGUAAAGUCUGCAGUGCUGUCCUAAUUUCUGAGUCUCAGAAGUUGACUCAUUAUCAGAGCAAGAAACAUGCCAACAAAGUGCGGCGAUAUAUUUCCAUCCAAAAUGAGAAGGAGCCAGCGUUCAAAAAGUUAAAGACAUCAUCAUCAUCAUCUGACAGUCAGGACUGUAACAAUGGAGACACUGACCGGUCUAAGGUGUGUCAUGUAUGUAACAUGACCUUCUCCUCUCCUGUGGUGGCCGAGUCUCACUACCAGGGGAAAGUUCAUGCCAAGAACCUGAGACUGAAGACGGUCGGUCCCCAGACCCCAGCGGUAGCCUGCCAAACGGCACCAACAGUUCAGCCGAAGAAGAAACCUGCAGAUGAUUUGAGCAGUGUGCCAGUAAUGGGCAACAACAACAACAACAACAACAACCCAGACCGUUUCUGCUCCAUCUGCCAGGCCUCCUUCAACAACCCGCUCAUGGCCCAGCAGCACUACGUUGGCAAGAAGCAUAGAAAACAGAUGACCAAGCUCAAACUGAUGGAGACGUACGGUCCCUCCACAGCACCAGCAUCUACACUUAAGGGCUACCCAUGUACUGUCUGCAACAUUGAACUAAACUCUGUGGAGCAGUACCAGUCUCAUAUCAGUGGUGCCAAACAUAAGAACCAAAUGAAGAAAUCAGGCAUGAACACUACAGAGAACCAACAAGCAGCAGAACAAUCAUAUGGGAGUGACAACCAGUGCACCAGCGAAGACAACCAGUACACAGCUGCAGAUGACCAGUACGCCCCUGGGGAUGACCAGUACACAGCCGGAGAAAACCAGUACACUCCCGAGGACACAGAGUACUCAGAGGAGUACCAGUAUACUUGAGGCUGGACAGGGAGGGACUGCAGAGGUUUCAGUCAGGACUUGGAAUGACACACAACAACCAGCCCCUUUAACACAUUAACAAACCAUCAACCUCCAUGGACCUUCAGCUCCUGUCAGAGUCUCUCGUCAGUAGGUGUUCCCCUGGAACAGAAUCAUCUAAACCACAGGUUUGAACCCCAACGCGUUAGUUUGUCAUUUUGGGUUCCCAGCUGAAACGGCUAAAGAAUGUUUUUUCUCCUCUAAUGGAAAAAAAGUUUUGUUUUUUUCCGUGUGUGUGUGUGUGUGCGUGUGCGUGCG